This is a messenger RNA of Dermacentor albipictus, 3514 nucleotides long. RefSeq lists its product as uncharacterized. The record is from RefSeq and is a predicted model, not a curated record. Gene Ontology annotation, cellular component: membrane. Lineage: Eukaryota; Metazoa; Arthropoda; Arachnida; Ixodida; Ixodidae.
GAGAAGCACUGAUCAUCGACUUGGCGCUCUUUGGCCACAUCUGGCCCUUGCGCCAAUAAACUCUACUAAUCAAUCAAUCAAUCUUUACAAAACCGCAAAACUAAUUUUCUGUCGCAACUACCAGCUAAAAAUGUCCGGUAGAGGACCGUUUCCCGCUUACUAUCAAGCGCAUCGACAUGCACAUAUGAGCGCAACUGAAGAAAAAGAAGAAAAGAGCAUUCCGGCGCGGAGGCUUGAUUGCGUUCCUCGCCUUUGACUGGAACAUUUCUUACCUACAUCGGGCAGCCUCUCACGGUCCUGAUCUCUUGAAUACUCGCGGCGCCGUCCCUUUUUCAGCCGGGGUGUACCGGCAAAAGCCAUGGCCACAACGAGCACCACCCCGCAAACAGUGCCGCCAAGCAGCGAGGGAUGCAUUCCAGGUGAGACGACGAAAAAGAGCUUGACGGCCCCAGAGGCGGAGCUGCAGCGAAACGAACGCAGCUUCCAGCCGUGCCUCGAAUUUCUCAUGCCCGUCUACCUGCUGCCUUUUGUCUUCAGCGAUAAGGAAGGCACCUGCAUCUACUGCAUCCUGCUGACCGUGGUGGGUCUCACCGGCGGGCUGCUUCCGCCAGCCGUAGCCGCCGUGCUGCCCAUCGCCAUUCUCCCUCUGGGCGACGUUUAUGACACAGACGGCCUGGCCGCUCAGUACUUUGGCCCUCACGUGCUCACGGCGUCUGUCCUAUUCGCCCUCGCCUUCUUGGGCGACGAGACAACCGUGUUCUUCCGGCUGUGCCUGCACGUCAUUCAACGCUGCGCCCUGCGGUUGCGGCCGCUCCUCCUCUACCUGCAGCUCCUGGUGUUGGUACUGAGCCUGCUGCUUCCCAGCACCAUCAUCGUGAUCUUCAGCCACGUCUUCAUUGACCGCUUCGUCACCACCGUGCACGACGAGAUCGUCGGCGGCGACCAGCGCAGCGUCGUCCGAAUCCAGACAGCCAGCUCCAACUAUUCGGAUGAAGCGCGGGGUCGGAGGUGGCGUCGCGGGAGCAGAGUCACGAAACCGGAACGGAGGGCCAGGAGCGUGUCCAUGGUCAGCGAGGCAGCGAGCGAGGCAUCCGGCAACAGCUCCUCGGUGAAACAGAGCGGGAUGCGUAUGCUGCCGCCCACGCCGACACACGGACGGGAUGAAAAGAAAACUCCUCGCAAGACUUACUCCGGAGCCUUCAGCCGACCGCGCAUCGAAGAUGGCCGCGACAACGAGUGGUCGCGCUACGCUCCUGUGUGUCGCAACCUCUCCUUGAGCUCGCAGAACAAGCCGCCGCCGUCGUCCAUCCUGAAGCGCAACCCCAACACGCCACCACCGUCGCCAGUGACGACGUCCUCGUGUUCGGGACUGUCGCCGGUGGCCUCGCCGUUGGUCGCCUCCUCGAGGACGAAGGACCCGGAAGGCAGGAACGGAGCCCCCUCGGCACGCACGUCGCCGCAGCCGCCGCCGCGCAAAGAAGUCGGGCACGAUGCUCGCGUCGAGUCACCUGCCGUCAUGACCACGCACACGGAGUCGUCGUUCACGCCCUCUCCGCUCCUCGGGCCUCAACCCAACCAAGCUCCAGCGUCCGGUUCGUUGACUUGCGCCGGUGCGGCGGACGCUUCUGCCGCUCUGAGCGGCGGCUUCGAGUCGUCUAUGCUCCUGCGGAGUUGCUCGAACGGGGGCGCCAUGGCCAAGCGCCCGAAGAGGGACGAGCCGGCGCCCUCUUCGACAAAGCUUCGAUCGACAGCGCAGCACAGCCGUGACCGAGACGCUGUUACGCCUCGUAAGCCUCAACACCGGCACCAUGCGUUAUCGGCCAACAACAAGCGGCAGCCAGAGCAAGCGGCUUGUCUCUCCCUCGACACGACGGCCGACACACGGCAGGAAUCGCGGCGGACGUCCGCGCCGAAGAGCGAGACGGUGCCACCACCGCCCGAGACUACGGCGCCAACAUCCGACCCGAUGCCCGAGCCAGUGCAGGAGAAGGCGACAGCUUGCCAGGCCCAAUCGGAAACAAAGCCAGAAGUGCGCGGUGUUCUGAAAAAACGAAGCCCGCCAAAUCAGCCCGACAAUGCGAGGCGCAGCUGGAGCUUGUCCAGCAGGUCGCUGAAACCGAUCGCGCCGUUAGAGAACGAAGACUUUGGCCCCAGGGCGCCGUGUCAGCUCCCCGCGGCAGGAUCUGAGCCUCCAACCACAGGGCGGUGCAGCCUUAGCGCACAGCGCCCUUCCAUGAGCGAUAUGAAGUCGCCGACAGAAAAGGGCUCGAGUUCUCUCACCCCAGAACAGCCGACGUUGUAUCUGCGCGUGCGAAACCUAACUACCGCGGUGCGCCCUGCAUUCAUCGCCAGUGCCGCCUACACCGCCAUCUUUGGGAACAUGGCGAGUUUCAACACGCUUUCCGCGCGGAAGGCCGUCCUCGUCACUCUUGGCUGCCAUGACGAGCAGUGCCCAGUGAGCUGGUCGAGGUGGCUGGUGGUGUCCCUACCAGUCAUGGUGACGUGUUGCGCCAUUUCCUGGACAUCCAUUUACUGGACCAGCCUCGUCAGCUGGGAAAACAGCAUCGACGAGCAAACGCACAGAGACAUGUCCAAGAGCGCAAAGGACCGUCAUCAGAACAUGAAGAGGCACACUAUUCGGGAGGCGUUGCUCUUCUACUGGCUGAUCGGGGUUCCUAUCGCCUCCAGCGCUUAUGCGGCCCAGCACCCCGGAAGGUACUUGGAAGGCCCUUUCCUUGGCCUCACACUGCUGGUGCUGAGCACUGCGCCGGGACCAGUGUGGCGCCGCUGCUGGUCGCUUUGCUUGCUGUGCUGGAGGAACAUCUGCUCUCGCAUGCCGUGGGACAUCAUCCUGAUGAUCGGGUCCGUCAUGGCGCUCGGCAGGACGGUCGAGAGGUACCGGCUAGUCGAGGUUGGCCUGGCGAAGCUGGACGAUCAUUUCUGGGCGCAACGGUCUGCUAAGUCCAGCCAGUUCAUCCUGGUCAGCGUGGCAGCUGUGCUCUCGGAAGUCGUGGUUGGGGACUCUCUAGCAAGAUCUAUGGCAACCACAGUGGUUCGGGUGGCAGUGGUGACGGAGACCCCGCUUUCAUUCUACGUGGUACCGGUGAGCAUGAUGGCCUCCAUCAAUUUGGUGCUGCCCGUGUCGCUCCCGCUGCUGAUCAUGCGCGAAUACUUCCAAACCAAGUCCACGGAGAUGCUCGCCUACGGCGUUCUGAUCAAGUGCACCGCCGUCCUUGUCAUCUUCAUCUCCAUGAACACCAUCGGCCUCCUCGUGUUCCAAGGCGACCAGCCACGCGCAGUGCGAGCCAUCGGCGUUAUCUGCAACGCCACUGACACUGACAGGGCAACCCUGUGAUAUUCCGUAGUGCUAUUUGUAUAACAUCCACUCUUUGUGGGCGCGGUUUGUUUUCUAUUUGUGCUUUAUUGUUCUUAUUGAACGAGUUCUUUGAUUGUUGUGAGAUGUGUCGCAUUCGCAAUGAGUUCCGUUAUUUGGAAUAUUUUCUAUUUGUACUCA